AUGUAUUGCGAAAAAUCGGAUUGUCUCGGAUCGCUGACGGUGAUUGAGCAACUCAUUCGAGAGAUCGUUAAGAAUACACAAUCCGGCGCGCGGCGACAAGUUAUCGCAUUUCGCACCCUGUUCUACCAUAUCGACGCGUCAAAGGAGGAUCGUGCCGAAUAUCAACGCGAAAUGGAUGUGAUGUUAAAUCGACUAAUUGCUGUCUUCACUCUCUCACCGCCCUCCGCUCCUAUUCAGAUGUACGUGGUGGAUAGCGUGGGGAGUGUUCGCAGCAGCCUGCCCGGAAGGACGAAGCGCGUGUUUGAGACGGGCAUUCGGAUAAUACUCGCGCUCAAUGACCCCAAGCAACACACCCAACGGCUAAUCGAUCAGGAACCAUGGCCGGCACCUAAUGCGCCCGACACCACUCUCCAAACCAACGAACCAACGGACCGGCUGCGACUUCGAUGGAAUUCGUCGACGAUAUCCCCCUUAAAUGCCUUC
This is a messenger RNA of Mesorhabditis spiculigera, 483 nucleotides long. Lineage: Eukaryota; Metazoa; Nematoda; Chromadorea; Rhabditida; Rhabditidae. The record is from the annotation of a GenBank genome assembly.